Penaeus monodon (black tiger shrimp) is the source of this 1847-nucleotide messenger RNA. RefSeq names its product amidophosphoribosyltransferase-like. The coding region runs from base 175 to 1779 and encodes 534 amino acids. The transcript has 11 exons. Lineage: Eukaryota; Metazoa; Arthropoda; Malacostraca; Decapoda; Penaeidae. The record is from RefSeq and is a predicted model, not a curated record. Gene Ontology annotation, molecular function: amidophosphoribosyltransferase activity. Gene Ontology annotation, biological process: purine nucleotide biosynthetic process.
ACCAACCCGAUAUUAUAACUCUCAACUUUGCUAGCUGAAAGUACAACAACAAUACGUCGGGAAUAUGAAUACCCAGCUACUAUGUGCCAGUCCAACUAAGUGCUUCACGUUGUCUCGCUGGUCAGUCACCAAGCAGAGCUAGAAAGACCACCCCACCCUCUUGCACGCGGCCUCAUGACGGAGUACCAUCAGCGGACGUGCCUGGGACCCGACGCGGCCAGCCCGAUGUCGUGGGGCAGCGCUGACGAAGGCGCUGACGAAGACGAACUGCGGGAGGCGUGCGGUGUCUUCGGCUGCGUGGUGGCCAGGAACACGCCGGAAGGAAGUGUCAAUGUAGCACAGGUCGUAUACUUAGGCCUGGUGGCUCUGCAGCACAGGGGCCAGGAAAGCGCCGGCAUCGUCACCAGCGAGGGCGUUGGGUGCAAGCAGUUCCACUACCACAAGGGAGAGGGCCUCGUUGCCUCCACCUUCAAGGACGAGAGUCUGCAGAAACUCAAGGCAAAUCCGGUGCCAGAUAUCAAUUUGUCAGAAAAUCGAAUCAAAAGGUUUUUAUACACUUUAUUAAAAAUCUAUCUUUUCCCAAAUAUCUGUUUAAAUGGCCAGAAGGAAAACUGGUUUGUGGAAUGCUGUUGCUCUCGUUCGCCAUGUCGGUCACUUGUGCUCGUGGAAGCAGUCCUAACGCGUCCAGGGAACAAUAUUCUUAAGGUCCAUGGGUACAACUGGGGAAGAAAAAUUGCAAGUGCAGUCUUUGCGAAGAUCCCUCAUUCUUACCACCAGGUCCUCGAGCGGGGCGUGGGGCUCUCGACGAGAUCCGACUCCGAACUGAUCACGCAGAUGCUGUCCCUCACGCCACCUCGCGGGGAGAAGGACGGACCCGAUUGGGGGGCUCGGAUAAGGCACCUCAUGGAAGCCACGCCCACGGCCUAUUCUCUCGCCCUCAUGCACGAGGAUAAGGUGUACGGGGUGAGGGACCCCUUUGGUAACAGGCCGCUGUGCAUUGGGCGCCUCGUCUGCCUCUCUGAUAAGAAAGACAUGGACCAAUCAGAAUCAGACUUAGGAUGGGUUCUCAGCUCCGAGUCCUGUGCAUUCCAGUCAGUCGGCGCCACGCUGAUACGGGAAGUAUUUCCCGGGGAGAUAAUAGAGCUGAGUCCCGAUGGCAUUCGAUCUCUGGACAUCGUGCCGCGUCCGAAACCUGCGAAGCCGAUCAAGGUGGGAUACGACCAGACACUUAUUCCUCACAUGCUUCAGAUUCCUCCGCCGGCCUUCUGCAUCUUCGAGUAUGUCUACUUCUCGCGAGCCGAUACCUUUUAUGAGGGUGAGACUUUUUCUGAAAGGGUUGGCCUGUAUGGUUUGCUUAUAAAAAGAAAACUUUGUUCAGUCUCCAGAUUUGCUUCUAAUAAAACGUUUGUUCAGUCUCCAGGUUUGCUUAUAAAAGUUUGUUCAGUCUCCAGGUUUGCAUAUAAAAAAACGUUUGUUCAAUCUCCAGGUUUGCAUAAAAAAAAACGUUUGUUCAAUCUCCAGGUUCACAUCCGCAUCGCUUCGCCGCCCAUACAACACCCCUGUUACAUGGGCAUCAACAUCCCCACAAAGGGAGAACUCAUCGCCAAUACGAAAGAUCCUGAAGAACUAGCUGGUUUUAUAGGUGCCGAUAGUCUGGCAUACCUAAGCAUAGAGGGCCUCGUGAAAGCAGUGAGCACAGGUGCCCCUAAAGACAAGGACAUGUCCGGAUACUGUACUGCUUGUCUAGAUGGAAACUACCCUGUGCACCUGGAGUGGUGAUUCCCUGCUCCUUUUAUGUAUUAGGUUCCUUUUCUUCUCUCGCUCUUUUUCAGAGAUUAAUCUCUAUU